AUGGAGUCGGUCGGAAAGCAAUUUCAAUACUUCAUAGAUCCGUAUGCUGCUGGAAGUAAAGCGUACGUGUGCGCGGUCGAUAUACCACCUCACAUCGUUGAAUUUGUGAACAACUUCAUGACUGCCAAAAAAAUUAGCGGUAGCAAUAUUCAUAAGAACGCUACGGCAAAGGAUAUAUGUCAUUUCAUGAGUACUGCUCUCCGCCGAUAUCAUGCCACUCCAUUAUGGCCGAUGGAUGCUGAGGUAUCUGCAGUCAGAUUGCCAACGGACUCUGCUAACAACACCUCGUCGUAUACAGGGCCUAAGGAUAAGGCUCCUUCGAGCUCUUUCAGCGAAACCACAUCAUAUGGCGGUGGACCUACUACGGACAGCAGGCAAUCUGCGAUAGACGCUGAAAAGAUACAAACUGAAUGUAUCGUCUGUGGAGAUCAAUUUGCUGCUCAAGGAUUCAGGAUAUCUUCUUCAUCGAGAAUUCAGAACGCGAUCUUCAUAACGGGCUUAAUAGCAUGUGGAUGUUCCAUGAAGUUGCCUGUAAAAGCUCUUUAUAGCAGUUGCAAUGCAAGCAGGAAAAAUAUAUGCCAUCGUCACUAUGCUGAGGCAGCACAAUAUAUAGCUGCUGAAAUGAAGUCUGCUGGAAUGCCCUUACCAAAUUUUGAAGAUUUGCGAGGUUUGAAGAGUUGGGCGUAUAUGACCUCAUAUGGUAUACCGCCUCAUAUCGUAGGCUUCGUGAACGAUUUCCUGCGCGGUAUGCAAGCUGGCUGUAUUGCUACUGAAAGAGAUAUUUGUCAGUUC
Molecule: messenger RNA, 792 nt
Organism: Haemonchus placei
Lineage: Eukaryota; Metazoa; Nematoda; Chromadorea; Rhabditida; Trichostrongylidae
Source: the annotation of a GenBank genome assembly